UGAAAUAUUUUGCUAACAAUUGAGUUAGUUAAAUGAAAUUGGUAUAAGACCCCCAAUCCAUAGAUUUUGCUUUCUAAACUGACUGUAAGAUGUCGACACCUUAUUGAAUAUUUUUCGCCCCAAAUAUCUUCUCAUAUUUUAAAACCUUCUUGACGGAAUCUAAUUUUGUAUCAUUAAUUGGUUAUUAUUAUUUACACUGAUUUCUAAUAAUGUUUCUUCAAUCAAUUUUAUAACCAAAUCAAAUCCUAUUUUAAUUAUAGCCACCCUUUGCUGGCAAAAAAACUAAUCCAUUAUUUAUUUGUUACCUUCUACUUUGGUUAAAGCCUCAGUUAUUUACUUCAAGGUUUAAUCCUUCUUUUUAAAGGAUCGGGAUCAAAUACCUGAUCUGCUACCUUCACUAUCAGCCAUUUUUUGAUUCUUAAUGCAAUCAAGCUUGCAAUUAAGGCUAACCAAUGUCUCAAGCGUCUUCGCAUAAACUGCCAACUAUGCUUUCUGAGGGUGGUGAUGGUGAUAAUUGCAAUAAUGCCAACCUAUUAGGAUGUAAUCUGAAUGAUGAAAACCCGCUCACUGGCAAAAGUAAAACAUCUAAUGACAAUAAUAUCAAGUCAAGUGGAGAAACAUCAAAUAAUUAUGCAUCUUUGACUGAAGCUGUUAUUAGUAAUAAUAGCAGAGAAAGUAGUAACGCGGAUAGUGAUAAAGAUUGGGUUUCUUGUGAGGAUACACAAGAAACAGGUGACUCGAGUCGGAGUGGUGGAGAAGAACGAUCUCCUGUUAGUGAACUGUCUUGUGGAAGUUCAUUUUCAAAUGCAAGUGAAGAUAAGUGGACACCUAUCUCAGGUCCAAUGCAAUGGAUUCAACAGCAAAUUUGUCAAGGAACCGAUCCAAGAGAGGUUUUACGUGAGGUUUUACCUGAAACCUUAGAUCAUUUGCCUCCACGAGUUGACAAUUUAGUCCUUUGGAAGAUUCUACUUAAUUUAUUUGCUGAGCCUCCACAACGGAAGAAGCAACCACACGUCAAUACACUUGAUGACGUUGUUGAAUUAAUUAAAAAAUGUAAAAAUAUUAUUGUUUUGACUGGUGCUGGUGUCUCAGUAUCCUGUGGAAUACCUGAUUUUCGAUCUGCAAAUGGUAUCUAUGCUAGAUUGAUAGAAAUAUUUCCCGAACUUCCAGAUCCCCAAGCAAUGUUUGACAUUGAAUAUUUUCGUGACGAUCCAAGACCUUUCUUUAAAUUUGCCAAGGAAAUUUAUCCUGGACAAUUUCAACCUUCAAUAGCUCAUAAAUUUAUUAAACUCAUCGAAGACAAGGGUAAAUUGCUGCGAAAUUACACUCAAAAUAUCGAUACUUUAGAAAAAGCUGCUGGAAUUGAGAAAGUUAUUACUUGUCAUGGAUCCUUUGCUACAGCAACAUGUACGGUAUGUGGAUAUAAAACAAAUUCAGACGCUAUCAAAGAGGAUAUAUUUGCACAGCGAUUACCAUUGUGUCCCAAAUGUCCUGAAGACGCUGAUCCUACACCUGUUAUUAAACCUGACAUUGUUUUCUUUGGUGAAAGCCUGUCGAGUGAGUUUCAUGACUCAAUGGCUAUGGACAAAGAUAAAUGUGAUUUACUCAUUGUGAUGGGCUCAUCAUUGAAAGUACGACCAGUAGCUUUAAUUCCAACUGCAAUCCCUCCCGAAGUACCUCGUAUAUUAAUCAACAGAGAAUCUUUGAAACACAUUUGUUUCGACGUUGAAUUACUUGGUGAUUGUGACGAUGUGGUACAACAAAUAUGUCGUAAAAUUGGUGGAGACUGGCUUUCUAUAUGUAAAGAAGAACCUAAUAAUGCAUCCGCUGAUAAAAAAGAAGGAACCUCAAAUGGUACAAAUAAAAAUAGUGAUAUAGACUCAUUCGAGUCAAAUUCUGAUUCUUCUAAAUCAUCACCUCCAAUUUCACCAGUGGGCCCAGUUAAAGAGGAAUCAGCUUCAAUGUUAUCAAUGCCUGAUGAUGAUUCAAUGGAAGCUGGACCAAGUCAUGCCUCUCAUAAAUACCUAUCUUAGAUUAACCCUGGUUAGGUUUUUAUCAUGUCUCCUUUCUAUCUCUCUAAUUUCAUUUCAUUUAACUCUACCAAUACAAACUUCACUUUCUUGAAAUUAAUUAUAUUGAUACGUUUCAUCAUCGCCAUCAAUAAUUUGAAUGAAAGUUUAUCAUAAAAAGUUCAAUACACCAUCUUUUCAUCACUGGUCCGAUUCAAACAAUAAAUUCUGUUUCCAAUUCAUUUUAAAUAUCGACGUUGAUGGCUAAUGGACAUUCAAGACAAAAGAUAAACUUUUUUAUUCAAUCAUUUGUGACCAGCUGAAAAACAGCCAUUCUAAUGUUCUGUGUACAAUCUAAACAUGAACAUGCUCUAUUAUGAGUUACAUGCAUUUUCUUUUGAAUAUUUCACAUACACUGUUCUCAUUUUUCCAAAUCGCCUGAGUUUUACCUGAUCCAGCUAUAAGUUGCUCUCUCACACACACACAAGCAAGCAAACCGUACAAAUCAAUUCAAAAAGUACCGAGACCACUUUUUAUCGCUAUUUCUAUUCCAAUUGGCCUUGUUUUCGGAUUAAAUCAAAACUUCAGUUGGAUGUAACUUUUGAUUAAGCAUCAUCAUUAUCAAUUCAAUUUAUCAUCAACAAUUAUCUCAUCAACUCAACAUGACCCAAUGGUAGAGAAACAUCAUUGAUUCAUCCUCGAUCUUCAUUUUUGAAUAUCAACCUAAUUAUACCGAUGGGUUGAAUUUUAUCCCAAGAUACUCUGGAUACUUUCUAUUAUUUAAACACAAAGAAUACUUCUUCCAUUUAAUAUCUAAAAUCCUCGGGCUUAUUUGAAACCAAAUUUUUCCUCUUAAAGUAUAUAAUUUUGAUUAACGGGAUAUGAAAGAUCUCGUUAAAUUUUAUCCUAAAUUAUUAUUACUAUUCUUCAAGCCUGUUUCAAUUAUUCUUUCCACUGUUUGGCCAAAUAAUCGAUCUUAACAUUUAGGCCUUUUUGUGGAUGAAAGGAUAAUAACUUACAAUCUUUGUUUAAACAGAAUUGUCAAACUUUUUAAAUCUUGAAAUACAAAGUUGAAACAACACUGUUGUUUAAUUGAAUUGACUCUUCAUAAAAUAAUGAAGUAAUCAUUAAUAUUAUGUAUCAAACACAAAAUUCGAAAAAAAUCUUGUAAAAAUAAUAAAGAGUAGCAAAUCGUUGUUGUAUCGCUACUAUUGUU
Messenger RNA from Tetranychus urticae (two-spotted spider mite), 3225 nucleotides. RefSeq names its product NAD-dependent protein deacetylase sirtuin-1. NCBI's taxonomy places the organism in Eukaryota, Metazoa, Arthropoda, Arachnida, Trombidiformes, Tetranychidae. The record is from RefSeq and is a predicted model, not a curated record. Gene Ontology annotation, molecular function: p53 binding; NAD+ binding; histone deacetylase activity, NAD-dependent. Gene Ontology annotation, cellular component: nuclear inner membrane; rDNA heterochromatin; nucleoplasm. Gene Ontology annotation, biological process: negative regulation of DNA-templated transcription.